This is a messenger RNA of Sparassis crispa, 372 nucleotides long. RefSeq lists its product as hypothetical. The coding region runs from base 1 to 372 and encodes 123 amino acids. The record is from RefSeq and is a predicted model, not a curated record. The transcript is spliced from 3 exons. NCBI's taxonomy places the organism in Eukaryota, Fungi, Basidiomycota, Agaricomycetes, Polyporales, Sparassidaceae.
AUGGAGGAUGCACAGCAAUUCCGCGCGCCCGCAAUGAAGGUCGGCGGUCGACGCAUGUCCGUGACAACCAGGCCAAAGCAUCCUCCCCAUGCAGAGCCUAAGCCGCCCAGUCCCACCAAUGAGCCGGUUGACUACCCGCGCCCGGCCCCUCCUGGCGAGCAGGCACCAGAGCACGCCCCUCAUGAGGAAGAACACAUGAAGAAAGAGAAGAAGAAGGGAAGCACCGAGCACGAUAAGAGGUUCCAGGAGAAUCUGUAUCAGAGGGCUGAGCAUAACAGACCAUCCAAGGAUGUCCACGGCGCGAAGAACAUCAAUGCAAUCGGCGCUGGAGGCCGAAUUGGACAGCCCGCUGGACGAAGCUUGUUGGCCUGA